GAGAGAGAGAGAGAGAGAGGAGGCCGGGGUUCUUGGAGAUUGGUUAAAAUGGGAAGGAGUCCUUGUUGUUCAAAAGAUCAGAGCUUGAAUAGGGGAACAUGGACAGCUAUUGAAGACAAAAUACUCAAAGGAUACAUCAAAAUUCAUGGCGAAGGAAAAUGGAGAAACCUUCCCAAAAGAGCGGGGCUUAAGAGAUGUGGGAAGAGUUGCCGGCUAAGGUGGUUGAAUUAUCUAAGACCUGAAAUCAAGAGAGGCAACAUAACCAAUGAUGAAGAGGAGCUUAUUAUCAGGCUUCACAAACUCUUGGGAAACAGAUGGUCCCUGAUAGCUGGGCGGCUUCCUGGAAGAACAGACAAUGAAAUCAAGAAUUACUGGAACACCAACAUUGGAAAGAAUGUACUCUUAGGUCACCCCAACCCCACCUCAAAACGUAGAUCAUCAUCAUCAAAUCAAGCACAAGAAAAGCCAAACGCCACCAAAGCGUCAGCUGUAAUCGAGCCACCAGAAGCAAAUCCAGGCGCUUCAUGUACCGUGAUACGUACAAAGUCAACAAGGUGCACCAAAGUUAUCCCGAUCAGUACCUCGGGGCCUCAGGAACCUCACGAUCAUCAGCAGCAGCAGCAGCAGUUUGAUCAUCACACCAAGCCAGUCGUCGUUGAACAUCCCUCUUUAGUUCUUGAUGAGAAUCACGACAUGACAGUUGAAUUUUCAAAUUGCAAUUUGGAAGAAAAUAAUUUAUCCAACUUCAUGAUGGAUGAUUUUGAGCUUGACAAAAGUUUCCUGUCAGAGUUUCUGGUCAACACAGAUUUCUCGGAGCUAUCUUCAUGUAUUGAAAACAAUAACAUUAAUAAUGAGGGUGGUAGCAGCAGCACUACCUGUGAUAAAGUCCAUUCUUCACCAACAUUUAUUGAUCAUUCCCUCUUGGUUUCUAAAGAAACAGAACUGCAUGGCUCGGAGGAUUUUCAACUAAUGUCUCCUCUGACUGAUCAGUCUGAGUACAUGGACUGGCUCUUUGUUUCUAAAGAUACAUUGCAUGGCUCCGAGGUUUGGCAGUUAUAACCUUUAUGCUGGUAACCACCUGCCUGAUGUCUCUAGUCAUAGUCCUUUGCUGGCACAGAAGCAUCGUCCUAACCAUUUGCUUUAUAUAUGCACGUAUAUUUUUGUGUCUGUACUGGGUGUGUUCUAUUCUAUUCUAGUAGUUUUUUGUUGGUUCGGAUGAUAUAUCUAUCGUGUUACAGUUAAUUGUAAAUGGAUCUUGUAAAUGUGGUAAGAUUUGAGUGUGGUAAGAUUUGAGUAUGGUAAUGGAU
This is a messenger RNA of Juglans regia (Persian walnut), 1307 nucleotides long. RefSeq names its product myb-related protein Zm38-like. Lineage: Eukaryota; Viridiplantae; Streptophyta; Magnoliopsida; Fagales; Juglandaceae. The coding region runs from base 49 to 1059 and encodes 336 amino acids. The transcript is spliced from 4 exons. The record is from RefSeq and is a predicted model, not a curated record.